AUGCUGCUCUCCACGUUGCUGCUCCUUGUCAGGGGUGAGACAGCAGCAGCACCGCCCGCCGCCUUUGUUGGCGACUGUCGACUCCGCCUGGCUGCGUCUGAGAGCGGCGGUCGGACGGCGUUGUCAGCAGGCGGCGGGGGCAUCAGCUACGCUAGGAAUCGGGUUUGCCUCAUGGCCGCCGCUGGCGAAGACAAGGAGGAGGAGGAGAAGAUGGAGCUUGCGGCAGAGGUUGAUAUUCUCGCGAUUUCUGCUGGAGUCAACUGGCUUUCUCGAGCUUGA
Molecule: messenger RNA, 279 nt
Organism: Ectocarpus siliculosus
Lineage: Eukaryota; Phaeophyceae; Ectocarpales; Ectocarpaceae
Source: the annotation of a GenBank genome assembly